AUGUACAACGGAGUACGAAACUACGAACUUCGACUGCGGAAAAUUCUAUAUUGAGAAUUCUAUAUUAUUUUUUUUAUUUUUCGCGAUCUGCUUGUGUCAGACAUAUAAAAUUAAAAGUCGACUAAUAAUAUGGCUUUCAAUUUACUGAAACAAUCUGCAAAUAAAGUGAUCAGAAAUGCGGGUUUGCCGUCGUCAACGUCGGCUACAAGAGGACUGUUUACUGGUGCUGUCCGAUUAGCUAAAGAAGACAAGGGAUUAGAACAAGUUUACACCAAAAAAGAGUCACUUUUGUUGGACACUAAUAAUGUCAUUGGAAAGACACCCAACACAAGUGUUCAGAAUUAUAUCGAGGUCGACAGCAAAGUAGAUUUGAGUUCUGUUACUGGUAUACCCGAAGAACAUGUAAAGACUCGUCUUGUGAAAAUCAGCAAAGCCACCAAAAAUGUUAUGCAAUCCGGUACUGACAAUACUCACAAUUGGGUGAUGGAAUUUGACAACAGAGAGCGUUGGGAAAAUCCAUUAAUGGGUUGGACAUCAUCUGGUGAUCCGUUGUCAAACAUGAAGAUUGAGUUUGUUGACAGAGCUGAUGCCAUCAAUUUUUGCGAGAAAAAUGGAUGGAAAUGGUACUUAGAAGCAGAGAACAAGACCAGACCCAUAAGAUCUAAGUCUUAUGCAAAUAACUUCUCAUGGAACAAACGUACAAGAACUUCUACCAAGUAAACAUACCCAAUAUUUGUGUAAUAAUAGUUAAAGUAAUGCCUGUAAAAAAAAUAUAUAUUUAAUUUUCAAUGUAAAAUUCUUACUUUAGUGGAAAUUAGACACACCAUUUCUUAUAGGGUAAUAAAAUAUAAUACUCAUUUGUUGAAA
This is a messenger RNA of Myzus persicae (green peach aphid), 867 nucleotides long. RefSeq names its product NADH dehydrogenase [ubiquinone] iron-sulfur protein 4, mitochondrial (gene ND-18). The record is from RefSeq and is a predicted model, not a curated record. Lineage: Eukaryota; Metazoa; Arthropoda; Insecta; Hemiptera; Aphididae. Gene Ontology annotation, biological process: electron transport chain. Bases 130 to 720 code for a protein of 196 amino acids. The transcript is spliced from 4 exons.